Molecule: messenger RNA, 844 nt
Organism: Drosophila grimshawi
Lineage: Eukaryota; Metazoa; Arthropoda; Insecta; Diptera; Drosophilidae
Gene: Manf
Product: mesencephalic astrocyte-derived neurotrophic factor homolog
Exons: 4
Coding region: 92-613 (173 amino acids)
Biological process (GO): neuron projection development; dopaminergic neuron differentiation
Cellular component (GO): endoplasmic reticulum
Source: RefSeq, a predicted model, not a curated record
CAAGUUGGCUGUCAGGCAGGCUAACGUGGGCAUCAACCAACAACUAAAUUAUAUAUAAUAUUAAAUCAAACCAUUCGGCAACGGCUGCAAAAUGAACACGUCACAAAUUGUCCUCAUGUUCUGCUUAGUUGUGGGCGUCGCACAGACGGCACUGGCGCUCAAGGAAGACGAUUGCGAAGUUUGUGUAAAGACUGUGAGACGCUUUGCUGACACACUGGACGAUGCCACGAAAAAGGAUUACAAAUUAAUCGAAGCAGACUUUAAGAAAUUCUGCAAGACACAGAAAAACAAGGAGCAAAGAUUCUGCUAUUACCUGGGCGGUCUUGAGGAGUCGGCCACUGGCAUAUUGAAUGAGCUGAGCAAGCCCCUGAGCUGGUCGAUGCCAGCGGAGAAAGUGUGCGAGAAACUGAAGAAGAUGGAUGCCCAAAUUUGCGAUUUGCGUUAUGAUAAACAAAUUGAUUUGAAUAAUGUGGAUCUUAAGAAACUGAAAGUACGCGAUCUGAAAAAGAUCCUUAACGACUGGGAUGAGAACUGCGAGGGUUGUCUGGAGAAAUCCGACUUUAUUAAGCGCAUCGAGGAGCUGAAGCCCAAAUAUACACGCAGUGAACUGUAAACAAACAAACAAACACCUAGCUCUUUACAAGACAAACCACACGCCCACUCAAUAAUAAAUCACACCCACAUACACAUAUAUAUGUAUAUAUAUAUAAACAUAUAUAUAUAUAUUUUAGUUAAUUUACAAUUUUGAUAGACUUUGAGAGAAAUAAAUAUAUAUAUAUUUUGAAAUAAAAAACAUAUUUGUGAGAGAAGUAGCACAAUAAACCCACAAUGACCUCGAACACAC